This is a messenger RNA of Conger conger (European conger), 2371 nucleotides long. RefSeq names its product ependymin-like. Gene Ontology annotation, biological process: cell-matrix adhesion. The transcript has 6 exons. The record is from RefSeq and is a predicted model, not a curated record. Gene Ontology annotation, cellular component: lysosome; extracellular region. NCBI's taxonomy places the organism in Eukaryota, Metazoa, Chordata, Actinopteri, Anguilliformes, Congridae. Gene Ontology annotation, molecular function: calcium ion binding. The coding region runs from base 164 to 811 and encodes 215 amino acids.
GCGCUGCGUAAAACGUGUAGCGUACGGUCUGAUACAGUGAGCUGGUUAUAAGGCGCGUAUCAGGAAGUGGCUUAGUGCUCUGAUAUUUUAAACUGCGACAGAAUCACGGCACUGCUAGCACCUAGAGCACAGCUGCUCGAAAUUUGCCGUUAUUUCAGGCAACAUGCAUCUUCUGAUUCCGUUCUCUGUCUGCCUUGUCUUGGCUGCGACUGCCGUAGGUCAAAAGCCACAUCCUUGCGAAUCUCCACCUUUAAUGGUCGGACGUGCCAGUGUGAUAUACCCAAAGAGGGAGGCGCUUGUGUAUGAAAGAGUUACCUAUGAUGCUCUGGGAAAGAGAAUAAGGCUUAGGGCACAAGGGGUGGAGCACAACCAAUCGUUCUACGAAGAUGUGCUGAUGCUCUUUCGAGAGGGUGUGGUGUAUCAAAUCUCCUACAAAAACCAAACCUGCACAAAGAAGCCCAUGGACAUGCCCUUUCAGCCAAUAGAAAUCCCCCAGGAUGCCACGCUCCAGUCCCAGAUCAUCCUUGGGAGCUCCUCUGGUCCUGGACAGGGGCUGCUGGUCAAUAACUGGAUGGGAGAAUUUCCUGGACAGAAAGUAAAGUACUACAUGAUGUUCACGGAGUUUGGGUGCAUCCCUGUCUCGACCCUUUACACCAGUCACGAGGCCGGCUUGAUUUUAUUAAGUUUCUUUGACAUUGUGAUCGGGAUUGAGGACCCCCAGGACUUCAUUCCUCCUGAUUUCUGCGAAACAAGACGAGUGGACAAUGAACUGGUGGUGACUGACUUCUUUGAAGCCCUUAAAAAGAAUUAACAAUAGGAGAAAACUUAAUGAUCUCAGUUGAAAUGCCUGUGCAUUUUUCCAACAAUUGAUUCACAGUCAGUAUACUGUACUGAAUAUGUGUCUCGUUUACACUGAUCACUGUUACAGUUUUUACAAUCACUUUGACACAUUUCAGAAUCUUGAGAUCAUUUUUCAAAACUGUAGACACUUUUUUCAAUUGCUUGGAUACGAUAUACAUAAAUAAAAAAUAUUUUUUUCACUGAACCAAAUCACAAUGACACAACAACGUUCAAAGUAUUAGCAUUUCAAAAUGAAAUACACACAUUACAUUUGAAAAUACUGUCUUUUCAUUCAUUACAAUGCAUCUAAAUACCAAUGUAUCCAACUACUUAAAAUGAUAAAUAACUGACAUAAGGUAUAGUUUUAUGGAAACAGAUUACUUGUAACAACAUUCCAUGUUUAGAUCAGGAAUGUUUUAGGAUAAAUUAAUUGAUUGACACCAAUUAAUUUGGAUCAGGAUCAAUUUUACCACAUUAUCAUUCAAUGUAAUAUUGCAUCACCAUCCUUUUUCACAAGGGUUUUCAACCUUUAUUGACAUGCACGUUUGAGCUGGUGGUCAAAUGACUGAUGAUUGAUUUUACAUAAAAGCUGGAGUAAGGAUGUGUAUCCACUGCAACAACAUAGCGACAACAUGGAGCAGUCAGAUGGUCCAUGUUAGAAUAGAGAUCAAGCAGUGAGAGGAGGAGGAAGAGGAGGUGGAGGUGGGCAACGGAAUGGCGGAAUGACGAGUACAGCAAAGAGGUGGCCUUGUUUCUCAUUUCUUGUCUUAGAGGUGGUAGAGGAGUGUAUUUCACUGCAGUUCAGGAUUUCCCCCCCACUUUUUACCUAUAAUUUUGUUGCUAUGAUUAUAGUUUUUUACAAUUGCUAAAAAUUCACUUUUUUAAAACUCUUCAUACAACUCUGCACCAGCAUGCUGCUUGGCAGUUCAUUUAAUUCUGAAAAUGCAUCAAAACUACCAACCACUGCAAACAUGUCUCAAAGGAAAAGCACCAGCACGACAAUUUUUGCUGUCAAUCGUAGAACAAUGAUCUAAAAAACACUAACAACCAGUGGCAUUACAGUAGACACACUAUUUUCUGUCAGUGAUUUUCAAAUUGGACUGGUUUUUUAUAAAAGCAAUGAAAAAAUAAUUAAUUUUGGUCCACAUACAGUGCUCUUGUGCUAACUGUGAAGAGAUUCUACUCUCUCCCUUUAUUUAGAACCACAAUAAGGACCAUAUUGAAACAUGUUUCAAGUAUUUUUUCCUGCUAUAGUAAAGUAUUUUAAAAGAACUAAACAGUGAAGCUAUAGGUAUCUUUUGUGUGGGCUAUCUAAACAAAUGUUCCUAUAGUACUUCAUGAAAGAACAUGUGAAACUUUGCCGUGGUUAAAUUAUUUUUGGAGGUCAUAAACUGCCUUGUUCAUUAUAUACCUGUAUAUUAUUUUGUACACUUAUGUGUUUAUGUGAAAUACAUUUACGUUUACAUUUUUGUCAUUUGGCAGAUGUAUGUAUUUGCAUAUUGCAUAUAAUAAAAAACUAUAAAUAACAUAA